Messenger RNA from Labeo rohita (rohu), 2970 nucleotides. RefSeq names its product coagulation factor II (thrombin) receptor-like 1, tandem duplicate 2 (gene f2rl1.2). Gene Ontology annotation, cellular component: membrane. The record is from RefSeq and is a predicted model, not a curated record. Bases 174 to 1379 code for a protein of 401 amino acids. Gene Ontology annotation, biological process: blood coagulation; phospholipase C-activating G protein-coupled receptor signaling pathway; thrombin-activated receptor signaling pathway. The transcript has 2 exons. Gene Ontology annotation, molecular function: thrombin-activated receptor activity. NCBI's taxonomy places the organism in Eukaryota, Metazoa, Chordata, Actinopteri, Cypriniformes, Cyprinidae.
GUGACGUCACGCAGGUAAGCAGACACGGCGCGCUUUGAGCGCUCAGUAAGGUGUGUCCUUCCGCCUUGUAGGUCGACCAAAAACAUUUGAGGGAGAGGAACAGCAGAGCUCAUACGGCGCUGCACGAGACGGACUUGCUUCCACUUCACCAAGAAGUUUGAAAAACACGUAUUAUGGCUGUCUACGCAAGCUAUUGGACCUUGUUACUUUUCGCGUGUAUGUUUUCUGCUUUGGCACUGCCAGGUGACGUUUCAAGUAACGUUUCAGGCAACUUUACAGGCAAAGGACGAAGUUUAAUAAUCUUACUGGAUGAAGAGACAGGCAAAUUGUUUAUUGAUCAGAUCACCACAGAUACUCUAAAGAGCGGGCUCACGAAUGUCUUCCUGCCAAUUAUUUACAUAAUUGUACUUGUGGUCGGGUUGCCAACCAACGCCAUGGCUGUAUGGGUCUUACUGUUCAGGUCGAAGAAAAUUCACCCUGCUGCCAUUUACAUGGGCAACCUAGCACUGGCUGACCUUAUGUUUGUCAUUUGGAUGCCUCUCAAGAUCGCUUACCAUUUGAAAGGAAAUAACUGGACUUUUGGGGAAGGGAUGUGUAAAGUUUUUAUAGGUUUCUUCUACGGCAACAUGUACUGCUCCAUCCUCUUCAUCACUUGUCUGAGCAUCCAGCGGUACUGGGUCUGCGCUCACCCGCUCUCCCAACAAAGGAAAAACACCAAGUUUGCAAUCAUCGUAUCUCUGUGUAUCUGGAUCUUCAUUUCUGUCAGUACCACGCCUUUGUACUUGUACCAGCAAACGGUUGAAAUCACUGACCUCAACAUCACCACCUGCCACGACGUCAGUGUCGUCAGCACGAAGAACUUCGAGUCGGGCGAUAUAUUGCUAGAUGUUCAACUGCCUUAUUAUUAUUUCAUGGUGAUGGCAGGUCUAGUGUUCUUCAUCCCAAUGUUGAUCAUCAUCGCAGCUUACAUCCUUCUCCUUCGUGCACUUGGGAGCUCCACAGUCGAGGGCAGCGCUGGAAAAACCCGCCAACGAGCUGUGGUUCUCAUCGUCACGGUGCUCGUAACGUUCUUGGUCUGCUUCAUCCCAAGUAACGUGAUGUUGGUCGUGCACUAUACUCUCCUCCGAAAUGGCUGGGCUAACAACGGCUACGGUUUCUACAUCCUCACGCUGUGCCUGACUAGUCUCAACAGCUGCUUGGAUCCUUUCAUCUAUUAUUACGUCUCGGAUGAUUUCAGGGAGCAAGUCAAAAACACGCUACUGUGCCGCAGCAGUCGUACGGUGGAGAGGAUGAGGGUGUCGUUCAGCUCGAUGAAGUACUCUAAAAGGACCAAGACAUAUACUUCGAGCACGGGCAACACAGAGAGCAGCAACUGCUGAGAGUAGAUGGACCAUGAUGGACACAAGUUAAUGUAUUUAUCUGUGGCGCUGUGGAAUAUACAAAUCUUGCUAUUAUUUAUGCUCUGUGCUCUCCAUGGAUGAGAGCGGAUUGAAGUGUUUAUGAAGAUAUGAAAGACCUUCGUAAAUCCAAAGCUGAGGGAGCCGUGAAGAGUUGAACAGAACAGUCUGUUUCUGUAGCUCAGGAUUGUAAAGCCAAAGCUGUCUCAUAAAACUUGAGAAACUUUCCAGCCACAUUGUUCUGUUGUUACAUUUGAUAUUGUUCAGAUAGGCCUUUUGAAAUUAUAUUUAAUGUGAAUUUAUCAGCCUGUGAUGGAUAAAAUACUUAAUUUUUUAGCCAGAAUUUGUUCUGUUUUUAAUAUUUUCUUAUUUUUUUCUUUUAUACCAAAUCUGAUUAGCAAGGCCAGAUUUUCCGCCAGUUAGUCAUAGUGACAUUGUUUUAUACCUCACUGUGUUACAUAGCCACAAUUAGGUCACUAUACUUGCCUGUGCUGCACGUGUUUGUACAUUUUCAGAUUCAUUUUCUAAAUUCAGCUGUAUCACUGGAAAGAAAACUUCUUUCAAAAAUGGCGUUCAGUGUGCAUCUAAAUUUUCAUUCACACACUGUUUAACAUGUCACAGUCUCUUGGUUUAUCAGAUGUCUUUGUACUUCAUAAAUGCAUGCAGCUGUUAACACACAUAUAGUCAGCUUAACUUCUGAAGGCAUGACGCCUUUUGAAUAAAUGUUUUGUUUGCUAUGAAAAUUCGUUUUUUCUGCUGAAUUUCCUAUAAAUAAUUGAGUCAGAGGUGAGUCAUUAUGUUGUUUUCAGAAACUUUGACAAACUACGUCAUCAUCACCAACUAUGAAACUUAACCUUGUGACCACUUCACGAUGGUAUCUUUGUGGCUACAAAAUGUUAAAUUCCUUUGGUAAAUACUUGUAGUAACUGUUUUGUGGGAACAAAAUGUGCCUCAUUUGUGAAACACGAGCAGAGUGAAUUUGCUUAUAAAUAAAUUUUAAAAACCUGCUAAAUAAAUGUGAAACUGUUUACACAGUGAUUUACACAAGUUCAUUCUGCUUAUGUUUCAAUGAAUAGUGCACCUGUAAUCGUCUAACCUGUUUUGUUUACUAGUAUGAGCAUGUUUCAUAUCGCAAUAUCUCGCACUUGUGACUUGUCUGAUUUGUAUCAGUGAAACUGCUGUUCUAGUGAAUUCACACUGGGCUCCAUUGAUCGGUUAUAGUGCGGCUUUGCUCACUCCCUAGUUUAGCAAAUAUUUAGCAUACUAUUCACAAUAUCCUCUGUGUCUAUAGAAACCUUGAGCCUGUUUAACUAGCUUUAGACCUUUGAUUCUUUGAGUUUCUUCAUGUUUGAAGGGCAGGAAGUGAGGUGUUUUUGAACUUAAAAAAUAUUGCGUUUAGAAAAACAGCCAAAUGCCAGCUACCAAUAUUAAAACAGUAAGAGUAACUACUUUAUUUAAGUUGGCUUUUACUUAUAAAAACUAGAAUAUAUAAAAUAUUAUUUUUAAAGAUGCUCCCUAGGCUGUGAUAAAAAAAAAAAAAAACAAUAAAAACAGUGAAUUGUGAAAUUUAAAA